Strongyloides ratti is the source of this 1527-nucleotide messenger RNA. Its product is annotated as Domain of unknown function DUF23 domain-containing protein. Lineage: Eukaryota; Metazoa; Nematoda; Chromadorea; Rhabditida; Strongyloididae. The transcript has a single exon. Bases 1 to 1527 code for a protein of 508 amino acids. The record is from RefSeq and is a predicted model, not a curated record.
AUGAGAGUAAUAUUUAGGAUAUUUAUUAAAAUACUUAGUUCUAAAUUAGCUUUAAGUUUGUUAAUUACUUUGUUUUUAAUAUUAAAAUUAAAUAUAUAUCUAUUUAAUAAAGCACCUGUUAUUAAUCUUACAAGUCCAGAUAAUAAAAGUAUUGGUGAAUACUUAUCUGAUUUCUAUAAAAGUAUUGAAGAUGCUUUCAAACCAAUAAAAUAUUUAUGGAAUAUGAGAAAUGGAACAUUAUCAAAAGAUAUGAAUAAAAAUUAUAAUGAAAUUACUUCAUUUAGUUAUUAUUAUUUUUGUCCCUACAAAUAUUAUAGUGAAAAUAUUACAACAGAUGAUCAAUGGAUUGUAAAUCCACCUUUUUAUAUUUUUUCAUCAUACUAUGAUGAUAGAGAUUCAGAUUAUUUUAUGAAAAAUCCAGUACUUCAAAUUAUUAGUAGUGGAUAUAAUAUGAGUUAUAUUAAUGAGAAUGAAUAUUUUUGUCAUUACUUUGAUUCUACUACAAAAAUAUAUCUAUAUUCAUCUCCUAUAAUGGUUAGAACAUUAUGGAAUAAAGCUUGGGAUCCUCGUGAAUCAUUUUAUACAUCUUUUUUACUUACAUGUCCUAUUAAAAGUAAUAAUAAUAAUGUACUUUUUAAUGUUGGAGGUUCUUAUUGUCCAGAUAAAAAGUUACCAUUAAAUUCUUUUGUUAUUCCUACAAAAAAUAAUGAUGAAAAUUCUGAUACUAGAAUAACAACAUGUGUUAAGGGAUUAGAUUUUAAUCAAGAUUUAUCAAUUAAACUUUUAGAAUGGAUAGAAUGGCAAAAAUAUUUUGGUAUUAAUCAUAUAACACUAUAUACUUAUACAAUUCAUGAAAAUAUGGAAAAAGUUUUAAAAUAUUAUUCUGAUAUUGGUUAUAUAACAGUUGUUCCAAUAACAUUACCCGGAAUUGAACCUAAUUAUCCAAAAGAAAGAAGUUUAUUUAUCAAAAGAAAUAAACAACAAAAAAGGAGAAAUGAAUUGAUACCAUAUAAUGAUUGUUUAUAUAGACAUAUCAAAGAUUCAAAAUAUAUUUUAGUUAUAGAUAUUGAUGAAAUAAUAGUACCAAUAGAAGAUAUAAAAUAUCAAGAAUUUUUAAAAUUAAUACCAGAUUAUAAAUAUUCAAGUAUUAUGGUACAAAAUGUCUUUAAAUUUUAUAAUGAUAAUGUGACAAUUGAUAAAAAUUUACCAUUAGCAAGUCAUAAUUUAAGAUGUAAAAAUUCUCAAGGUAAAGAAGCAUAUGCAAAAUCUUUUAUCAAUACAAAAUAUACUUCAAGUGUAUUUACACAUUUUGCUUUACAUAAACAAAUAAAUGGUACAAUGAAAUUUUACUUACCUAAAGAAGUUGGAAUUAAAUUACAUUUUAAGAAUAGAUGUCCAGAGGAAUCUAUGUAUGAAUGUGAUAAAUUAAUGAACUCAAUGAUUAAAGAUGAUCUUUUAAUUUCAAGAUCGAAAAUAAUAAAAAAAAAUAUUAUUGAUAUAGGAUUAUCAUUAAAAUUAAUAAAUUAA